AUGACAUCAUCGAGACAACCUCUUCAAGAAAGUGCUUAUAUUAUAGAACAGCAAAAGGAGAAUAUCACCCCAUUGAGUGGUGGACGAUCAGUAACAAAACUAGUCAAUUUACUACCCAAUGCUAAUCAUUUUGAUCAUAAGAUGAACUUGGCAAAAGAGAAGGCUCAAUUUGAACAAAAGCUCUUAGAAUCCGAGGAUUUAGAUGAUCCAUUGCAGAUUUAUGUUGACUAUUUGAAUUGGAUUCAUUAUAAUUAUCCCCAAGGUGCUAAUACAGACAGUGGAUUGGUUACCCUUCUAGAACAGUGUACAGCUAAAUUCAGAGAUGUUCCACACUAUAAGAAUGAUCCACGUUACUUGAAGAUUUGGAUGGAAUAUACUAAUUAUUCCGAUACACCGAAGGAUAUUUUCAUUUAUUUGGCUAAAAAAGAUAUUGGAACUCAAUUGGCUUUGUAUUACGAAGAAUUUGCUUCAUACCUAGAGUUGCUGAAAAAAUACGUUGAUGCUAAUCAGAUAUAUGAAUUGGGUAUCCAAUCAAAUGCUUAUCCAUUGCAUCGAUUACAAAAAACAUAUACUGCUUUCAAAGAAAGAACGGCAGCACAAUUGGAUACAGUUUCGAAUACCUCGACUGUCGUUCGAGAAGUAUUGGCACUUAAGAAAGGUUCAAGAGUUUUUCAAGAGAGUGAUGAGCAAGAACAUCCUCGAAAGAAAUCAAAGCUAGAGGUGUUCAAAGACGACAGUGCAGAGAGUAAUGGCAGUAUUUUACAAAGUAUAUUUGGCACUAGUACUGGCGCUGAAAGAGACCUUCAAUUAAAUCCUGUACGACAGAGAGUCAAGGAAAACAUCAUAUCUGCUAGUACUUGGAAAGGUCAGAUAUUGAAACAACGAGUUGUGACGCCACCAUCUUCAUCAAAGAUCCCCGUUUUUUGUGACGAACAACAACCACAGAUAGAGACCAAAAAACUGCUUGUAUUGGACCACAAAAGCAGAACUUGUACUUUAUUGGAAACAACUGGAAAGAAACCAGAAAAGGUAUUUGUCAAUAUGGACCUUGUGUACCCUGAUGAAUUGAACGAAAUUAGCUUUCUUGAGUUAUUGGCUACAAAUCGAGCAAUGGUAAAAGCAAGGAGGUUGGCAACUACCCAAGUGAUUCAAAGCCCAAUUCCUAGUGUCAGAUAUGAACAAUUAGGUGAUCCUAACGAUGAUGGUGAUACAAAAACAAUUACUUUGGCUCUCAAUAACAAUGUACUAGAAGAUAAAACCCGUAUUGCAAAUGAGCCAACUAUUACCAUGAACGGAAAUAUCGCCAAUCAAGAGCUACACAGUAUCUACAAUGAUAUUGGACACGAGUAUAAUUUUGAAGAUGAGGAAGAAAAGUUCCCUGAACCAACAAUUACCAACUAUGAUGGUUUUAUUACAGAAACAAUUGAACCACAGUUAGGGGAUGACAAGUGCCAGAACGAACUAAUACCAACUCAAGUUGAUACUCAACAGAUUGACCAGAUAGCCACAACACCCCCUACAGAUAUUGAAAACAGUUAUCAAGAUAAUGAUGCGAGUUCCCCAUUUGUCCGCGAACCAUCUUUCUUAAACACUCAGCCAGUCGAUCCAUUUGAUGUUGAUUUACAAGAUGGGUUCCUAGAUACUUUGGCAAUUCCGAUGACAACAUAUUCCGGCUAUUUUGACAAAUCAAAUAUCAGUGUUAAUCGUAUUAAAAAAUUUCGUGAUAUCACAAACAAAAACCAGACUAUCAAUAAAAGUUCACAACUGGCGAUUAUAGACUAUUGUGGUGAUGAAAUAUACUGUUUAUUGCAUGAGCUUGGUAAAGGCGGAUAUGGCUAUGUUUAUUUAAUAGAGGAUGGCUCAACUGGGAACCUUAAAGCAUUAAAGAUCGAAUCACCUUCAAACAGAUGGGAAUUUUACAUUCUACACCAGAUACAUAGAAGAUUGGUCUGUGAAGCUAAUUAUAAGCAAAAAUAUUUUAUCCGAGCUGAUGCUUUGUAUUAUUUUAAAGAUGAGAGUUUUUUGGUUAUGGAUUAUUGUAGUCAAUCUACAUUAUUAGAUGUUGUUAAUAAUUUCAAAAAUAAUGGUUCAUUAGUUGAUGAAGUAUUGGUUGUAUUUUUCACAAUUGAAUUGAUGAAAAUUGUCGAGACCUUACAUUCUAUCAAGAUCUUACAUGGUGAUUUAAAAGCAGAUAAUUGUAUGGUAAGGUUUUCCACUGUUGACAAUGAUGUCUGGGCUGAAGAAUAUGACAGGAAUGGUAGAUAUGGUUGGAAUUCGAAAAGUUUAACAUUAAUUGAUUUUGGUAGAGCUGUUGAUAUGAAUUUAUUCUCUGAUGAUACAAGAUUUAUCAGUCAUUUCAAAACAGAUGAACAAGAUUGUCCACAAAUGAAUGAAGGAAGACCUUGGACAUAUGAAGCUGACUAUUAUGGAUUAGCAGGAAUUAUUCACACGUUAUUGUUUGGAACUUAUAUUAGAAUAAUUAAAACUAAUAACAGGAUUAAGCUACGUUCUCCAUUAAAGCGAUAUUGGCAAACUAAUUUAUGGUCAGAAUUGUUUGAUCUUUUAUUGAAUCCAUAUAAUGAAAAUGAAACUGAAUAUCCUCUGAAAACUCAGGAACUUGGUGAAAUCCGUGAAAGAUUUGAAGAUUGGUUAGAAAGAAAUUCAAAAGGAAAAUAUUUGAAAAAUAUAAUAAAGACAGUUGAAACUGAACUUAAUUCUAUAAAUACAUCCAGAAUAAAUUAA
Molecule: messenger RNA, 2742 nt
Organism: Candida tropicalis MYA-3404
Lineage: Eukaryota; Fungi; Ascomycota; Pichiomycetes; Serinales; Debaryomycetaceae
Gene: BUB1
Product: protein kinase
Exons: 1
Coding region: 1-2742 (913 amino acids)
Biological process (GO): protein phosphorylation; mitotic spindle assembly checkpoint signaling; meiotic sister chromatid cohesion, centromeric
Molecular function (GO): ATP binding; protein kinase activity
Source: RefSeq, a predicted model, not a curated record